UGAAGCGAGUCGCAUCGCAGCAGGAAAAAUAACCGAAAGAUCAGAAAGACAGCACGACAAGAACACUUUUUCGUGAACAUAGUGUCAUCAGUGCUGUGAAAAGUUUUCCAAAUUUCACUAAAAAUCUUAAUUUUCAACAAACAACAAAAAAAAUCGUAAUCAAGACUUGAAAUAUUGUGCACUACUUAUUAUGACUGAAACAGUUUGUUUUAUAUUUUGGUGAAUAAAAUGUGUAUGUGAAUUGUACAAGACUCAAAUAUUAAAAUAAAAAAAAAACUGAAAAAGUGUUAAUAUUAAUUUCUCAAAUUGGAUAAAUUAGUGAAAGAGAAUAUUCAGUCGAAUUAAACGAACUUCAAUCGGUGAACAGAGACAUUUGAACAAAAAAGAGAACAAUUUCAAAUCAGUGUUUAAAAAAACAAACAAAAUAAAAAUGAUGAUGAAUGCUUUUAUGGAGCCGACGGCUCCUCCACAUCAUGCUCAAUUGGCAAGUUAUGGCUUAAAAAUGUCACCGCCACCGUUACACGAUAAUGUUGGCAGUGGUAUGCUACCAUCAAGUAUGAUGAAUGCAAGUGCUAGUGAUCAUAGUGCCGUCGGUAUUUCAAACAACACAAAUUACCAAUCAUCUAGUUAUGGUCCGUGUGCAGCUGCAACAGCUCCAUAUCCAACGUACGGUCGCGAUUAUUUAUUGAAACGUGAACAAGACUAUUUUUCGAUGACCGGACAAACGGCAAGUGCGGCAGCCACUCCUGAUCCAGUAUUGUUCCCAGGAAUGCAUCAUGCAAUGCACGAAAAUCAAUUCAGUUCGUAUCAUCAGCAUCAAAUGCGAAUGGGCAUUGGAAGUGGCCCAGUUGGUUCGUCGAUCACAGGACAAAUUCCACCAACUCCAGUAUCACAUCAAUCAGCAACGUCAUCGAUUACACCAUCGGCUGGUUCCGCUCCACCAGAAUACAGUCCAUACCAUUCACAUCAGCAUAAUUUUGCAUCUGUUAUGCAUGCACACAAUGUUGCAAACUUUCCAAUGAAUGCUGGAACUGGCACCGGAGCCUUCUAUCGAUACUUGCGUCAACCACAACAAGCCGAGAAAAAACCAAUGCAAUGCGAAUGGGUCGAACCUGAAUCGUCGACAAUUUCUCAUCAUCAUCCACAUCAUCCACAUUUUCACAGUUUGGGAAACACCAACAACAACAAUAACAAUGGAUCGGGAGCAGGACGCAAAUGUGGAAAAAUUUUCCACACAAUGCAUGAUAUUGUUACUCAUUUGACGGUGGAACAUGUUGGCGGUCCGGAAUGCACAACACACGCUUGCUUCUGGGCUGGAUGUGCGCGAAAUGGAAGACCAUUCAAAGCCAAAUAUAAGUUGGUCAAUCACAUUCGUGUUCACACCGGUGAAAAACCCUUCCUAUGUACUUGGGAAGGUUGUGGCAAAAUCUUUGCCCGAUCUGAAAAUCUCAAAAUUCACAAACGUACACAUACUGGCGAAAAACCUUUUAAAUGCGAGCAUGAUGGGUGCGAUCGACGCUUUGCCAAUUCAUCAGAUCGCAAGAAACAUUCACAUGUACACACGUCAGACAAGCCAUACAAUUGUCGUGUUGUUGGCUGUGAUAAAUCUUACACUCACCCAUCAUCAUUAAGAAAGCACAUGAAGGUUCACGGAAGUCUUGGCGAAAAAUCACCGUCACACAAUACGUUUGAAAGUGACAAUGAAGAUGACUCCAGCUCGUCUUCGAUCAUAACUGGGGGUGCACAAACCCCACCAUCUGCAAACCGAUUGGGUCAUAAUACAGAUGCUAACUCAUUAAAAUCGCACACUCCUCUGUCCAUUAAAUCGGAACACAGUUCGAUUCACACAAGAUCUCCAUCAUCGGGCACAUUGGCUCCGUCUAACAACAAUAAUAUUAGCAGUAAUAACAAUAAUUUGAGUGGAAGCACGUCGCUUGCAUGCAUGCCAUCAGCAUCACCUUAUGGUGUAAAUUCAAAUUUUGCACCGCCACCAUUGACAACUAGCCACCACUUCAAUCAUCCAAAUCCAUUACUAUACCAUCAACACCACUCACAUCAUCAUCAUCAUCCAAGCAAUGACUGGUAUCAUUCAGCAGCCGUUGCAGCUGCUGCCCCACCAACCGACAUUAAUCAUUUGAAUCCAUUUUCACAUCAACAUUUGAUACCACAUCAUGCGACUGCUUAUUAAAUGUUUAACACCUUCGUAAAAUUUACAAAAAAAAUGAGAAGAAAAAAAAAAUUAGCCGAUAUAAAUACACAAAACGUAAAUUUCAUGAAUUUUGUAUCGAUGAAAUGGCUCAUUGAUACAGUACCGCUCUGUGCCUGCUAAAAACAUCACAUUUCCAUUGGCAAAAUUCAAAUAUUUUUCGCCAAUUCGUUGAUGAAGUGGCUCAAGAGAAAUGAAAAUAGGAGUUUUUUUUUCUUCGAAAAAAACACUUUUUCGCGCGAAUGUUUUAGCACUCUUUGUUGGAUAUGUAUUGGCGUUAAUGUAUAUAUUGCUUUCAACUGAAUCGUAUUUAAUAAAUAAAAUAAAAUUUGCUUAUUAUUAUUGGAGUAAAACACAAGAACACACUCAUUUCAAUGGUAUGCACGGAGGAAAAAGUGAAUAUAUUUUAAUUUUCAAUAGCUCUAGAAGACAAUUUAUUAUUUUUUUUAAAUUUUUUUUUCCAAUUUCAAUUGCUUUACUUUACAUUAUCAUUAUUAAUUUUAUUUUAUUGUAUGUCACUUAUUCAUAUGCAAAUGUAUAGUGUACGAAUUAUAGCCAAAAACAAAUAUAUUAUAUUAGCAUGUGGCUAAUGCAAGAUUUUUCUGCUAUUUAUGUAUAUAUUUGUAGUUGCAAAACAAAUGUCUGCGAACAUUUAUUGAGAUUGAUUAAAUGUAUUAGAAAUAUAAAUUAUGCGAAUGAAAAUAAAAUCCCAUACUAUACGAUACUGUAGCUAGUAAGUAUAUGAAAAGUACUUU
This is a messenger RNA of Contarinia nasturtii (swede midge), 2961 nucleotides long. It is a transcript of the gene opa, whose product is annotated as zinc finger protein ZIC 4. The transcript is spliced from 3 exons. Gene Ontology annotation, cellular component: nucleus. Gene Ontology annotation, molecular function: RNA polymerase II cis-regulatory region sequence-specific DNA binding; DNA-binding transcription factor activity, RNA polymerase II-specific. Gene Ontology annotation, biological process: central nervous system development; regulation of transcription by RNA polymerase II. The record is from RefSeq and is a predicted model, not a curated record. The coding region runs from base 431 to 2188 and encodes 585 amino acids. Lineage: Eukaryota; Metazoa; Arthropoda; Insecta; Diptera; Cecidomyiidae.